Aphis gossypii (cotton aphid) is the source of this 4280-nucleotide messenger RNA. Its product is annotated as dnaJ homolog dnj-5. Gene Ontology annotation, molecular function: dopamine receptor binding. The transcript has 10 exons. The coding region runs from base 390 to 3056 and encodes 888 amino acids. The record is from RefSeq and is a predicted model, not a curated record. NCBI's taxonomy places the organism in Eukaryota, Metazoa, Arthropoda, Insecta, Hemiptera, Aphididae.
GACUCGCCGUGCACAUGACCCGUGCGAAAUCGCAAACAUGGCCGACACCAUUGUUUUGAUUUUACCACACUAAUUGCGUGUGUGUACGCGCGCGCUCGUGUGUGUGUGGGUCUGUAAAAUUUUUUAACUCUUUUUUUUUUUUUUUUUCAUACUCGAAUUAUUUUUUUACCACCAAAUUUUCACUCGGCCCCGACGAUGCGCCGGCUGGUCUACUCUUGCGUACCUUCCGUUUCCCGUCGAUUUCUGUAACGACACGACGCAUAGGUAGUAUAUACGCUCUCCCGUCUUGUCAGCGUUUCGUCUUCGCCGAUAAUGUAAAUACGCGACGUACGACGACCGGCCAGCUGCAACGUGAUACACACCGCCGUAGCCGAAAAACAAUCCUAAAUAUGGAAAAUCAGGGCCAUCAUCAAUCUUCAGUGAAAAAACGUUCCAUUGACGAUAUCAUAAAUAAUAUAACAUCAGAUCUUCAAAGUUAUGAAGGUCGUUAUAUGGUGUUGGGUAAUCCGAGACAAUCGACUGAUAUGAUGUGGCAGCAAGUGAAUAACUAUGCAAAUCCUCCUCAGCCACAACAUAAUAUUUAUAAUCAAGAACCAAUGAAUUUAACAAACAACAACCCAUAUUUAUUAAAUACUAAUCAGUUCACUCCAUAUAUGCAACCUCAGAAUUCAAUACCAGGAUAUGUUAACUAUGAUCAUCCAGUAUAUCCACAGCAGCAUCAUCCUCAUCAUCAUCAGCAUCAGCAUCAUCAACAGCAGCAGCAGCAACAACAUCAACAACAACAACAGCAGCAACAACAACAACAACACCAACAAACUUCUCAGCAGCAGCAACAAAUGAACUAUACAUACUAUCAACAGCCACAAUAUACUUCUCAUCCUAUGUCAUACCAGGCCCCUACAUAUGGUCUUUUUGAUGGACCGUGUAAUGAUGCUCUUAUUGAAAACCUCGUUCAGAGUUGGAGCCAAACUCAAAGCGGUAGUGGUGGUGGUGGUAGCAAUAAUAAUAGUGUAUUUAGCCGUUUUGGAGAUCAAGCUUUUCAAACAUCAAGAGAAAUGAUUCCUGACCGAGAUAUUAAUGUUAUUAACCAUAAUACAAUGUCUAACCACAAAAAUAUUACUACACCAGUUAGGAAGGUUAGAAUGGUAGCAGAAGUGCGCCCAAUGCGACCGAGCUAUUCUGAUGUUUUAGCUAAAUCUCCUGCUGUAGGGCCAGUAAAAAAAGCUGUAGCUAGUACACAAGUUGAAACGUCUUCAGAUGUUAAAAUUCCAUCUAAAGUAAAAACAACUGUUAAAAAGAAAAAGAAUUCUGCUAAGGUGAGUCAAGGGGAAUCUGGGUUAAGAAGACAAAAUUCAUCUGCGAGUAGUGAAGAGCGCAACACUCCUACAGUAGAAUAUAAAGAGGAUAAAAAGUCUGAAGUAAUAAUCAAUGGCAAUGAAAAAGUGUGGACAUCAUCAGAAGACUUGAACGGAUCAGAAUAUUUUGAAGCUGAUGAAAACGCUUAUAGUAAUAUUAUGGUGCCAAAGUCUAAAGAAAAUAAUAAGAAAGAUAAAACAAAAGUUAAACCUAAGGCGACUGUUCCAUUGUCAAAAAGCUUAGGUCAUACUGUAAAGCCUAUGAAAGAUGAUGUUGAAAAACUCAAGUCCAAAAAAACUGUUCAAUCAAAUUGUAUAAAUGGUGUUGCUAAAAAAGAAAAGUUAAAUAAUGACUCAAAGAAGCAUAAUGAAUCAAAUAAUGUUAAUACAACAACAAAAUUUGAUGAAGUUGAAAAACCUUCGACCAAAAUGUCUUCUAAUGUAUCCCAACCACAACAGACUGCAGCAACUAGCAAAAAUCAGGGUUCUCGUAGUACUGCCACAUUCACAGCACUACCAUUCAAAGCAAGAUAUCAACGUGUAACCAAAAAGCGACCACGUAGCUCUGCCAUUAACACAAUGAUAACAAAACAUUUAAACUUUUUAAAAGCUCAGUUUGUUCAAUAUGCUCCAUUAAUGGUCUUCUGGUUUGUUCAUCUAUUAUGGGAUGUUAUCACCAUGAGCUUACAUUUACUUUUACAUUUAUCAGCAUCAGGUAUUACUCAACUUGCUGAAUUUACUAAGAAUUGUUGGAAGCAUUUUUGGAUUGGAUUGAGCUCGCCGUUUACAGGUGCAUCACAUUGGGCUCGAGUUAAAUGGAAAGAUCAGAAUUCGGGUAACACUCUGCAAACAAAUAUUCCACUGCCUACUACUGGUGAAGAAGCACUUAAAAGGCUACUCGCUUGCAAAGGAAAAGAUCCGUAUAGUAUUUUGGGUGUGACUGUUGAUUCAUCAGAAGAUGAUAUCAAGAAGUAUUACAAGAGACAAGCUGUUCUUGUUCACCCAGACAAAAACAAUCAGUCAGGCGCUGAAGAAGCUUUUAAAAUUUUAAUUCAUGCUUUCAACAUGAUAGGUGAUCCAGAGAAACGUAAACUCUAUGAUAGUGGUAUUGAGCACAUUAAAGAAAACUAUGAUGAACUCAACAAAUUGUUGAAAAAUCUUCAUGAAAAAAUGGCACAAGUUGCAAAUACAAUUAGGUGUACUAGCUGUGGAAAACGGCACAAAAGGAAGCUGGUGUUAUGUCGGCCAAUGUACGCUGCACGCUUCUGUGCAUUGUGCAAUGUGCAUCAUUCCGCUCGUGACGGUGACAUUUGGUCAGAAAGCAGUAUGUUUGGUUUGCGCUGGAAGUACUUUGGAUGUAUGGACGGUGGAGUAUAUGAUAUUACUGAAUGGGCCACUUGUCAGCACGGCAGUCUGAAGCACAUGCGAGCAGAUACUCAUUCUGUGCAGUAUAGGAUAAUAUUUGGUGGCAAACAACAAACUCCCGAGCCGACGGUUUCCCCAUCACCGCCCACACAACAACCCAGAACUCAAGCACCGCCACCACCUUCGACGCCCUUAUUUGAUUUUCAUCAACCUCACCUAGAUGAAUUCUUGAGUUCGUUUUAUCAACAUCCAAUGCCGGGUUCCGCGACCAAUGGUGAAUUUGGAACAACAACAGACAUUCCUCGGCAACGCACCAAAAACAAAAGAAAAAAAUAGAAAAUGAUCUUCCUCGAAUGUGCACUGUUAGAUAUAUGUUUUUCGUUUUCGAAAAAUCCAAUUUCAUAAUAAGUAUCUUAUUUAGACUAAUAAUUAAUAACUCAAACAGAUUGCAACAUUUUGUUUUAAUUUGCGUUUUAAACAUCUUAUCACUUGUACUUGUAUUCAUAAGUACAUUGGCGAUUUACACUGUUUUUCAUUAUCAUUAUCAUUGUCAUCACCAUCAUGUUUAUGUAUGAACAAAUACGCCCCUCAAAUCAAGUGAUAUAUUUUUUUAAUACUUAUAAGCGUUUUAUUAAUUUACUACAUAACAUUAACAUCUGUUUAUCAUAAACUGUUACACAGCUUAAUUUUAAAUUAACCUUAAUAUUUACACUCUGUGUUUUUAUUUAUUGUCUGUUCAAACCUUAAAUUAAAAAAAAAAAAAAAAAAUUUAAAGAGAUUUCUCCUUUUUAAGUUUUAAACCUUUCCCACUUUUAAUUGUGUUUUAGACGAUUUUUUAGUGUUUAACCCAAUCAAUUUAUUGUGUCAGUACAUUAUGUAUAUCUCAAACACAGUAAUGUCAAUUUUGUGAACUUAUUAACGUAAUAACAAUAAAUAAAAUUUCUAUCAAAAAAAUAAUUCAGUAUUAAAACAUUUGUUUCAAAUCCUUGUCAUUGCCCAGUAUUGUAAAGAAUACUUUGAAAAUGUAUUUUAUUAUUCAAAUAAAUUUUUCAAAAGUAUUGAUACUAUUUAUUUUUAUGCACUCCCAUAACUGCACUGUGCAGUUGGUAUUACCACGGUAAAGGUUCUCAACUAAAAAAUGGUUAUUCACUAAAAUUUUAUUUUAUUUAAUGACAAUACUUAUGAUUUCUUGAAUCACAAUUUUUAUUUAUUUCAAAAAGUAUUUAUCGCCACGAUUUCUUUGAUUCUUAAAUGUUCAUCACAAAUUAAUAUGUCAUAACAAUUAAUGACCAGAAUUAAAUGCUCUAAAAAAAAAUGCUAAAAUUGAUGUUUUAUUGUUUUGUUUUUUAUUGGCAGAAUAAAGAUAUUUGCAUUCGUAUGCAUUAAAAAAUGUGUUGUGAAUUAAAUAAAAUAAUUAAUUGACAUUAAUCUGUAACCAUAGUAUUUAUUUUCAAUUAAGUUUUACUGCGUAUAAUAUAUCACUAAUAGUGAUGCAAUUGUGGACCACUGUAAAAAUAUUAUUGAAAUUUAAUUAUAAAAUAAUAUCUAAUUGCUAAUUUA